Clonostachys rhizophaga is the source of this 1470-nucleotide messenger RNA. The record is from the annotation of a GenBank genome assembly. NCBI's taxonomy places the organism in Eukaryota, Fungi, Ascomycota, Sordariomycetes, Hypocreales, Bionectriaceae.
AUGCGUGAUCCAACGCAGCUGAAAGUUGAAGGCCACUUUCCACAUUGGUUGACUGGUUCACUAUAUCGUGGUGGCGCAGGAACCUGGGAUGUGGGCAAUUACACUGCUGAGCACUGGUUUGAUGGCUUCAGCCGUAAUCAUCGAUUUGAAAUUGCCAACGGGAUGGUCUCAUACCCAAGCCGUAACGGCUCUGACGAGAUUAUGGACUUUGUCCACGAAACGGGCCGCUAUCCGGAGAAGAGUUUUGGAAGCGACCCUUGCAAGAUGAUUUUUGGCGCCUUCGAAACUACCUUCAGAGACGGAAUCUCUCCACACGGGAACAAGAGCUCCAUGAACAUUGCUGUUUCUUACGCUCCAAACUUUCCUGGAAUCAUUGGCAAUUCCACUGAUGGAAAUGUUCCUUUCAAGACACUUGUUAUUACGACAGAUGCUAACGGCCUUCAACAAAUCGACCCUGAUACAUUGGAGCCUAUUGAAAUAUUAACCUACCAGGCGUCACAUGCCUUACUGGUUAAUGGAGGCCAAUUAGCAGCCCAUCCAGUCCAUAGUUCAGACGGAUCUUUGUACAAUUAUGUGCAUGACCUAAGCUCAAGUCCCCCGGCUUACCGUGUGUUUGGGAUCCACCCUCCCUCAGGAGAAACUCAAAUCCUCGCAAACAUCACUGAUGCACCCCCGGCUUAUAUUCACUCUCUUUUCGGCACCGAGCAACACAUUGUACUGAUCAUCUGGCAAGCCGAUUUCACUCAAGAGGCAAACAACAUCGUUGAUAGCAUUGGGCCUUGGGACCCGGAGCGAAAGGCCCUCUUCUACGUUAUCAACCGCGCUCAUGGGGGCAUCGUUGACAAGGCAGGAAACAUCUUUGUUGAUUUACCUCGGAUGAAUGACAAGAGCUUCUUGAGUGCUGCUCGUAUUCCGAAUCUGAGGGUUAAUCUCGGAACACCAAACGCGACAUCGAAAAAUGACUUGGCUGGAUCUUUCACGCGUUACUGGUUGCCACGACAGUGCAAGUCUUCGCAAAUUGGUAACGGCACGUUGGAAACCACUCCAGCCAGAAUCGAGUUCUCGCUCCCAUAUGCAGAGGCCAAUAUUGAGCUUCCCCGCAUCAAUCCCGCAAGGGAUGGUAAGCCCUACCGAUUCUCGUACGGGAUUCACGUUCAGAAGGCCGGGAACUUUGCGGACUCGAUUAUUAAAAUUGAUGCUAAAAAAAGACGGUGGAAGGUGUGGACACCAGGGACAAGGCAUUUACCUUCAGAGCCAAUAUUCGUCUCAAGUCCCAAUCCUACCUCUGAGGAUGAUGGGGUCCUGUUGAUAGUGACUAUGGAUUCGAAAUCUAAGCGCAGCUCAUUAGUUGACAUUGAUGCCAAGACUAUGAAAGAGCUGGGCCGGGCAAGGAUGCCGAUUGUGAUGGGAUAUGGUUUCCACGGCGUUUGGGGCCAUGCUGCCCAGGGAUCUUCUCUAGGCUUCAAGUAG